CGGGGCGCGCGCAGCAUGGCGGAAGCGGAAGGGAGUUCGCCGCUGCUGUUGCCGCCGCCGCCACCCCCGCCCGGGAUGGCGGAAGUGGAGGUGGCGACGGCGGCCGAGACGGACAAGAAGCAGUUUAGCGGCUCGGGUAGCGGCGCCAUGGACGUGGAGCGGAGCCGCUUCCCCUACUGCGUGGUGUGGACGCCCAUCCCGGUGCUCACGUGGUUUUUCCCCAUCAUUGGUCACAUGGGCAUCUGUACAUCCACAGGAGUCAUUCGGGACUUCGCUGGCCCCUACUUUGUCUCGGAAGACAACAUGGCCUUUGGGAAGCCUGCUAAGUACUGGAAGUUGGACCCUGCUCACGUAUAUGCUAGUGGGCCCAAUGCGUGGGACACAGCUGUGCACGACGCCUCUGAGGAGUACAAGCACCGCAUGCACAACCUCUGCUGUGACAACUGCCACUCACAUGUGGCGUUGGCCCUGAACCUGAUGCGCUACAAUAACAGCACCAACUGGAACAUGGUCACACUGUGCUUCUUCUGCCUGCUCUAUGGGAAAUACGUCAGCAUCGGGGCCUUCGUGAAGACCUGGCUGCCCUUCAUCCUUCUCCUGGGCAUCAUCCUAACCAUCAGCCUGGUCUUUAACCUUCGGUGAUGGCUACCCCAUGGCCCUGGACCACCAUGCUCCUGAGGAGGCAGCCGCCACCCCUUUUGGUUCCAGAUUCUUUCUCCUCGCCCCGAAAGGCAGGGAUGGGCCUAUUGGUUUUGACCCAGGGGUCUGGGCUAGGUGGGUUGAAUAAGGCCUGAGGAUGAGCAUGGGGUGUGGGGUAUUUGCUUUUUGUGUGUUACUGGUCACUCAGACGCUUUCUGUCCCCUGCUUCCCAGGCUUGUGACUCCUGCCCUUGAGGCACUUUCUUUGUUCAUCUGUUGGAAAGGCCUUAGCUUCCCUCUGUAGAGCUGUUCCUGCUACUGCCUGCUGGGCUCCCUCUGCCUCAGCCCAGUGCCCAGUGAGGGAAGGGAGGACAUUUGGACUCACCAGACAAGGAGGCACAGGGGCCAGAGCUGGAUUUGAAGCCCGUCCCCCUGCCAGGGCUCUGGUCCCAGCGUGGGUGAGUUACACUAAAAAGUCUCCAUAAGCUAAGCUUCCCUGGGGCCUUUGCUCCACUGGCCUCUAGAAUGGUCCAGUAGGCUGGAUGGGCCCCCUUUUGGAUGCUUGCCAGAAGCUGCACUAGGGGUAGUUUGUGCCCCAUCUCCUGGCAUCCUCUGGCCCAUGCAGCUCCCUCUUCCCACUCUCCCGGGGCCUCUGAGCACUAGAGCCCACCUCCCCCUGCAGUUUGGGACCUGGGCUCCCCCAGCCAGGCUGGAGAGAUGAGAGGUGAGUGACAUUGACAUGUCCAGAGUGGCCCCCUCUAGAUCAGAACAGUGUAAACAAAGCUCAGCCCCAGUCCCGGCUGUGGGCCUCGCACUGGUGAUGGCACCCUCGGGUCCAAGAUGUGGGGAGGCGUCAGAGCAGCCAGCGCCAUCAGGGAGCUGUUUCCUCCCACCUACCACAGCUUCCCCUUCUCUUCAAGUUGUGGAAAGGGCCUGUGCUGCCCCCUCACCCCUGUUCCAUGGAUUCCUUUGUGUGGGCUCCUGGGGCAGGAUAAUAAAGAGUUUUGACUCCA
Messenger RNA from Diceros bicornis minor, 1651 nucleotides. RefSeq names its product transmembrane protein 222 (gene TMEM222). Bases 16 to 642 code for a protein of 208 amino acids. NCBI's taxonomy places the organism in Eukaryota, Metazoa, Chordata, Mammalia, Perissodactyla, Rhinocerotidae. The transcript has 6 exons. The record is from RefSeq and is a predicted model, not a curated record.